UUUUCACCGAUCGACGAGAGCCAGCGACUCGUAUCCAAAGGAGAAAAGCAAGGGUUUAUCGUACACUUGCCAUUGGAAAAGGCGUGGCUCGCGAAAGGGCUGCGUACUCGUACAUUUGCAUGCCAAGAUUUUGGAUGUACUAUAAACCAAUAUUCUCACUUGGGGAAGGAUUUUUUCUCUGUGCUACCGACAAUUGGAAAACGACCGAGGUGGGCAUCCCUUACCGCAUGUCAGGUCCCUUUUCCAUUUACCUACGUCUACUGCUAGCCUUGGUAGUACGAGCACCAACCGUGCACAUUGUUGGUACUGUGACAAAUCUGUCCCGUCCCUAUCAAGAAAUAUUGAUUGUCUCAUCUGCCCGCAUGCAGCUAUCCGGCCAGACAAGACGAGAUGGGCAUCUCGCAACAGACCAGACCAGACGCCCCCCCGUGGCCAGCAGCCAUGCAAAAACCCAUGGGCAGCUGAAAGAGCUGCAUAUACCGUCAUGGGCUACUGCACGACCUUGUCUCCGGCCCCUGACGUCUUUAUGCAUCUUGGGCUCAGAGCUUGUUGUGCACCAUUUUUGCCAGUUGGAGGUCGAUGCCCUGCCCCUCGGUAUGCCCGCUAUCAAUAACGUGGCGCGGCAGACUCGACUCUCGUGGCUGUGUCUGCCUUGCGAACUGUGGCUAACCCCACACAGAUCUGCCAGCCUGGCAUCGGAUGCUUAUGUAACACGCGCGAUUCCCGCACGGGAGGCAACCAAGCCUCAGGGCUCCACGCGCCACAGAACCGGAUCAGGAGGUACCGGCUCGCCACAUUUUCUGCUGGGCGUGACUUCGUCACCAAGUCGCCACGAAAGUUACAACAGAUACAAUCGAUCCCUUGUCAUCCGUAACCAGCCCCUUGGGAAAAACGAAAAAGGACAAGGACCAAAAAAAAAAGUUUUCGGAAUAUUGCCCUUACAUCGAUACCUAACGAGCCAGGGUCAAAGUUUAACCCCCUUCUAACCGGCGUCUAAAAAUUUGAUGCCCUUGUUGAUUUUAUUCUUGGCGUUCUAUGACGUCGUCGCCGUUAGUCGGAGCUUCUCGCCAUGAUGCCAUAUUCUGACAUGGCUCUGUUUUUCUUUCCCUCGGCGACCAUCCCAGCCCAGCGAU
Messenger RNA from Trichoderma harzianum CBS 226.95, 1133 nucleotides. RefSeq lists its product as hypothetical. Bases 120 to 986 code for a protein of 288 amino acids. The transcript has a single exon. NCBI's taxonomy places the organism in Eukaryota, Fungi, Ascomycota, Sordariomycetes, Hypocreales, Hypocreaceae. The record is from RefSeq and is a predicted model, not a curated record.